GCAGGGAGUAGGGAGGCGGCCUCUCCAGCUCCCCCCCCAAAAAAACUCUCAGUGAUUUCCUCUGGGUAGGAGAAAGCCUCGGUCAGCGGCUAUCCCAUUUUGCAGAUCUUACUGCCCUUCUCCUGCUUCUCUUUCCAGGGACCAUGACCUUGGGCCUCCCCAGGAGGGGCCUUCUGAUGCUGCUGAUGGCCUUGGAACUGACCCAGGGUGACCCCUUGAAGCCCUCCCGGGGCCCUCUGGUGACCUGCACGUGUAAGAAUCCACACUGCAAGGGGCUUACCUGCCAGGGGGCCUGGUGCACAGUAGUGCUGGUGCGGGAGGAGGGCAGGCACCUCCAGGAAUAUCGGGGCUGCGGGAACAUAGACUGGGAGCUCUGCAUGGGGCGCCCCACCGAGGCCUUCAACCACUUCUGCUGCUACAACUCCUUCUGCAACCACAACGUGUCCCUGGUGCUGAUGGCCACCCAAACUCCUUCGGAGCAGCCAGAAAUAGAUGGCCAGCUGCCUCUGAUCCUGGGGCCCAUGCUGGCCUUGCUGGUCCUGGUGGCCCUUGGUGCCCUGGGCCUGUGGCACGUCCGGCGGAGGCACAAGAAGCAGCGGGGCCUGCACAGCGAGCUGGGCGAGUCCAGCUUCAUCCUGAAGGCGUCCGAGCAGGGGGACAGCAUGUUAGGGGACCUCCUGAACAGCGACUGCACCACAGGCAGUGGCUCGGGGCUUCCCUUCCUGGUGCAGAGGACAGUGGCGCGGCAAGUCACCCUGGUGGAGUGUGUGGGAAAGGGCCGCUAUGGAGAGGUGUGGCGGGGCCUGUGGCAUGGUGAGAGUGUGGCAGUCAAGAUCUUCUCCUCGAGGGAUGAACAGUCCUGGUUCCGCGAGACCGAGAUCUACAACACAGUGCUGCUCAGACACGACAACAUUCUAGGCUUCAUUGCCUCGGACAUGACCUCCCGCAACUCCAGCACGCAGCUGUGGCUCAUCACGCACUUCCACGAACACGGCUCGCUCUACGACUUCCUGCAGAGGCAGCCGCUGGAGCCCCAGCUGGCCCUGAGGCUGGCCACGUCCGCGGCCUGCGGCCUGGCGCACCUGCACGUGGAGAUCUUAGGCACGCAGGGCAAACCGGCCAUCGCCCACCGCGACCUGAAGAGCCGCAACGUGCUAGUCAAAAGCAAUCUGCAGUGCUGCAUCGCCGACCUGGGCCUGGCCGUGAUGCACUCCCAGGGCAGCGAUUACCUGGACAUCGGCAACAACCCAAGAGUGGGCACCAAGCGGUACAUGGCACCCGAGGUGCUGGACGAGCAGAUUCGCACUGACUGCUUUGAGUCCUACAAGUGGACUGACAUCUGGGCCUUUGGCCUGGUGCUGUGGGAGAUCGCCCGCCGGACUGUGGUCAAUGGCAUCGUGGAGGACUACCGGCCACCCUUCUAUGAUGUGGUGCCCAACGACCCCAGCUUUGAGGACAUGAAGAAGGUGGUGUGUACGGAUCAACAGACCCCCACCAUUCCUAACCGGCUGGCAGCAGACCCGGUCCUCUCAGGCCUGGCUCAGAUGAUGCGGGAGUGCUGGUACCCCAAUCCCUCUGCCCGACUCACCGCACUACGGAUCAAGAAGACGCUACAGAAAAUCAGCAACAGUCCAGAGAAGCCCAAAGUGGUUCACUAGCCCAGCGGCGCCUGACUCCCCUGUGCCUGCAGAGGGGUGGGGCAGUGAGUGGCAGCCUGUCUGGGUCGAGGUGGUGUGAGUGUGUGUACUGUGGACGGGGUGCCCCUCUUUGGGGCAGCUGCGCCUGAGGGACUCGGCCCCCUGCCCAUCCAGCCAAAAAUACAGCUGGGCUGAAAUCUGA
Messenger RNA from Carlito syrichta (Philippine tarsier), 1839 nucleotides. RefSeq names its product activin A receptor like type 1 (gene ACVRL1). The coding region runs from base 144 to 1658 and encodes 504 amino acids. The record is from RefSeq and is a predicted model, not a curated record. Gene Ontology annotation, cellular component: plasma membrane; BMP receptor complex. Gene Ontology annotation, biological process: heart development; dorsal/ventral pattern formation; protein phosphorylation. The transcript has 9 exons. NCBI's taxonomy places the organism in Eukaryota, Metazoa, Chordata, Mammalia, Primates, Tarsiidae. Gene Ontology annotation, molecular function: ATP binding; transforming growth factor beta receptor activity, type I; SMAD binding.